AUGUUUUCUUCAGAACGAGUCAGUUCUACGAACAUGACGUGUGGCUUGAAAGUGGACACUCGGUGUAAAGGAUGGGAUAGAACUAUGGGCAAAUUAUUGAAAAAAAUCAAAGGGGUGAGUUAUGAUUUGGAUGCAGAAGAAGGGAUGAUAUACAUAUCAGGAAAAGUGGAUCCACAGAAGAUAUUGAGCAAGAUAACCAAACAUGGGAAGCAUGCAGAGCUAUGUUGGAUGAAGACUGGAGAUCAGAAUCACGUCUUCAUGGAUGAAAGGGCACAUGUCCCUUAUGGAGGAGGGAUUAUGCCUAUACCCUCUUUGCCUCAGGGAGGGCACUUCCCUGUCAUGGAUGGUUCUCAUGUGCCUUAG
Molecule: messenger RNA, 363 nt
Organism: Prosopis cineraria
Lineage: Eukaryota; Viridiplantae; Streptophyta; Magnoliopsida; Fabales; Fabaceae
Product: heavy metal-associated isoprenylated plant protein 32-like
Exons: 4
Coding region: 1-363 (120 amino acids)
Molecular function (GO): metal ion binding
Source: RefSeq, a predicted model, not a curated record